Molecule: messenger RNA, 1275 nt
Organism: Papaver somniferum (opium poppy)
Lineage: Eukaryota; Viridiplantae; Streptophyta; Magnoliopsida; Ranunculales; Papaveraceae
Exons: 4
Coding region: 1-1275 (424 amino acids)
Molecular function (GO): nucleic acid binding; RNA-DNA hybrid ribonuclease activity
Source: RefSeq, a predicted model, not a curated record
AUGGCAGAGUUCAAUUGGAUAAAGCACGCGGCGAAUGAAGGUACCAUCUGUACGAAAGGCAAUGGGGAUAAUACUAAGCUUUGGAAAGACAACUGGGUUGGACAGGGUAAUCUUAUGAGUAUCUUCCCUCCACAGAUGCAAUAUGACUCUGAACAUCAUAUAGAAGCCAAGGUGAGUAGCUGUUUGGUUGAUGGGGUUUGGAACCUCUCCCCUAACUUGAGGAAUGCUUUGGGAAAUGUAGCUAUGGUUAUAGAAGGAGUGCAAACUGAUAACAUGAUUCAAGACAGGGUGAUUUGGACGGCGGGAAAAUCUGGAGAGUUUGUCCUCAAGGAUACUUAUAAUUCUCUGUGGCACAAAGAAAUUAAGAAAACGUGGCACAAACUUAUCUGGUUUCCUAACUGCAUUCCAAGGCAUUGCUUCAUUGUUUGGGUUACUCUUCAACGUGGUUUAAAAACUAAUUUCAAACUUCUUUCAUGGGGUAUGGAUGUUGAUCCUGUGUGCAGGUUAUGUAACUUAAUGCUUGAGGACGAUCAUCAUCUCUUUUUUGGUUGUAGCUUCUCUGUCUAUAUAUGGAAGCACAUUCUGAAUCUCCUGGGACUUCGAAGCAUUAUUUUACAGGAUUGGGACAGGCAGAUUGAUUGGAAUAGGAGGGUCUUCACUCAUAAGAAUUUGCCUGCAUGUGUUGUUAUUUUCAAGAUUAUCGAAGAUGUCAAAUAUCGCAUGGCUACUUGCAAGACUUCUAUGCCUGACAACAAUGAGUCUCUCCAAAUAGAAGUCUCUUGGCAGAAACCGGGGGAAGGAGAAGUGGCAAUAAACACAGAUGGGUCUCUAUGUGAAGAUGGUGCUGGUUAUGGAUCUAUCAUUCGUAAUGAGCAUGGCACUCCUCUCUCUGCAGUAACCGGUAGCUCAAUCCCCUCCUCUAUCACCUUACAUGAGCUACAAGGCAUUGAAGCAGGCCUUAAGCUUGCACACCAGAAAGGCUUGUCCAGGAUCUCUCUUAGAUCCGACUCCUUGACAGCGAUAAGAUAUCUAAAAGAAGAUGGCAGUGAACCCCCUUGGACUUGUCACCAUGUUUGGGAGUCUAUCAAAAGACUUAGAUUGCAGUUUGAUUAUUGCACUCCUUCUCACACCUGCAGAGAAGUAAAUGGUGCGGCUGAUAUGCUUGCUGGGUCACGACCUGAUGGUGAUUUCGCUGAAAUUCACCCAGAUCAAUUCACUGAUGAGUUAAAGAAAAUUAUCAUGGAGGAUGCUAUGGGGAGAGUCUAUUAUAGAUAG